AAACAGUGAUGUUGACCAACGUUGCUUUAACUUUACUAAUUGUCGUUAGUUGUUUGAUCUACUGCAAUGAUAGCCAGUACUGCGAUAGGAAAGAACCAGGACCUGUCGUUAAGUCCACGGAAGUGGAAAAACGAAUGUGGACCACAGUGAAGUACUCCUGCUGGGGUAGUACAAAUACCAAAAGUGUUCCCGUACAAUAUACCACAAAUACCUGUCUGUUGGACUAUGAGAUGACAACGAAGAGGGGUUGUUGCGAUGGAUAUUAUAGUAAAGGAUCGGACUGCAUUCCGGUUUGCGCAAGUGGCUGCGAGAAUGGUAAGUGUACGGCACCGGAUACUUGCUCGUGCAAUGAGGGCUAUCUGCAAAGGAAUGGACGGUGCGUUCCACAGUGUACGAAAUGUGACAACGGAAAUUGCGUUGCACCGAACCAGUGCAUUUGUAGUGCCGGAUUUACGAAAAACUCCGGAUACAAAUUGGAUGCCAAUGGAUGUAUUCCGGAAUGUAAUCCAGCUUGUAUUAAUGGGGAUUGCCGUGCCCCAGCAGACUGUAUGUGUUUCAAAGGUUACCAGAAAACGAAUGAGUCACAUGUUUGCAAUCCUAUUUGUCAUCCGCCUUGUGAGAAUGGAAUUUGCGUAGGAGUAAACCAGUGUGAAUGUCUAAAUGGCUAUCGUCCAUCGAAUUCCAAUUCUCAUACUUGCGAGCCGUAUUGCGAUCCACAAUAUAUCAAUGUCAUAAAGGGAGUUUGUAUUGCGCCGAACGUUCUUCGUUGUGUUGAAGGUUACAACUUACAAGUAUCCGAUGAUAAUCAACUCAAUUGUGUUUCGAAAUGUGUUCCGGAAUGCAUCAAUGCAAGUUGCACCAACGAAGGUGUUUGCCGUUGUAAUUCAGGCUAUCAACUGACGCCUGGAAGUAAUCAUGAAUGUGAACCUGUUUGUGAGCCAACAUGCCAAAAUGCAAAUUGUGUAGCACCAAACCAGUGUGAAUGUGAAACUGGCUAUCGAAAAACUCCCGAACACCCGGACUCCUGUACAUUUUAUUGUGAUCCAUUAAUUGUUGACUGCUCGCUCGGUAAUUGUACGGACGUAGACACUUGUGAAUGCCAGGAAGAUUUCGAAUUGGUGGAAAACUCUGACAAAAUUUUACGAUGUACUCCAAUCUGUGAAUCAAAAUGUGUAAACGGAAACUGUGUAGAUAAUAACCUUUGUGAAUGCCUACCGGGUUAUAGAUUGAUCAACGCAACGUAUUGUGAUCCUAUUUGUGAAGAAGAAUGUCACAGUGCAUCCUGUACUGGGCCAAACCUUUGCACUUGUUUUGAAGGGUUCUUAGCGAUCAACGAAACUGACUGUGCACCAUUUUGCAAUCCGGCGAUAGUGAACUGCACCAAUGGAAUCUGCACUCAUCCGAAUGUUUGUGACUGCAGCGAUAAUUACCAUUUGGUAAUUCGAGCGGAAGUCUCAUACUGCGAACCUGUUUGCGAAGAACUUCCCUUGAACAGCAUCUGCAUUGCUCCGGGACAAACACGCUGUAUGAAUGGACAUGAACCCGGAAGUGAUGGAUAUUGUACUCCAGUUUGCGAACAGGAUUGCGGAAAUGGAACUUGUAGUGCACCGAACCUAUGUCAGUGUUUCCCUGGUUUUGCGACUGACGAAAGUGGUUCGUGCAACUCGAUUUGUGAAACGAAUUGUACCGUGGAUGCCGGAAUCUGCAACGAGCUGUUGUGCAUCUGUAAUGUUGGUUACAGUAACAGUGAAAGUAAUUACUACUGUUCACCAGUUUGCGACAACUGUACCAACGGUUAUUGUACAGCUCCAGGGAUCUGCGAGUGUCUUGGCGGAUUUGAACAGUCUAACCAUACGAAUAUCUGCGAGCCUGUUUGCAACAACUGCUCCGGUGUGUGCUGCAUUGCUCCGGAAAUCUGUCAGUGCACGGAAGCUGCCGCUGCCAGCGAAGUUGGCAAAUUAGUUGUACCUUGGAUAGUUUUAUGCUGCGUGACAACCGGACUGUUGGCGGUGUGGAUGAUUUUUAAGUUUAUUCGUAGAGCUUCUCCCGGACAAUCCUUCGAUUGUACAUAUCAUCCAACCAUCGAGCAAACCCACAUCACCGACAUUUUUUAGAGAACAUGAUGUUAAAACUUUCAUCAAUAUUCAAGUACAUUCCAUCAAGGAAAGUAGGUGCUUAAUUCAGGUACACAUAUUGUUAAUAGUUCCCGUAUUAAAUUCUCA
This is a messenger RNA of Sabethes cyaneus, 2222 nucleotides long. Its product is annotated as tenascin-like. Lineage: Eukaryota; Metazoa; Arthropoda; Insecta; Diptera; Culicidae. The transcript has 4 exons. The coding region runs from base 9 to 2114 and encodes 701 amino acids. The record is from RefSeq and is a predicted model, not a curated record.